Molecule: messenger RNA, 758 nt
Organism: Pyricularia oryzae 70-15
Lineage: Eukaryota; Fungi; Ascomycota; Sordariomycetes; Magnaporthales; Pyriculariaceae
Exons: 4
Coding region: 95-319 (74 amino acids)
Source: RefSeq, a predicted model, not a curated record
GAUCCUCGGCGUACCUCGCAAAGCACAGACAGCCAGCACUCCCGACCAGCAAGACUAUAAACAUAUUAGACUCAAGUAGACAGAGUAGUUCAAAAUGGGCAACGGCAACCGAGCACAGCAGAAGCGCGAGCGCAACGCCAAGGACGCAAAGAGCGCGCCGAAGUCGCAGCUCAAAGUCAACGAGAAUGCCAAAAACAUUCAGUGCGAGAUUUGCAAGUCGACCUUCUUGAUGACCACGCGAGAGCCCCAAUUGCUCCAACACGCCGAGAACAAGCACAGCAAGACGAUUGCCGACUGCUUCCCGACAUACGGCAAAUAGGUACACUUCUAUGCUGGACACAUUAAUUGGUCACUAGGGAGGGGCCAACGGUGUUGGGAGCAGGGAGUUACUCAGGAGCAUUUGUGGCUUUUGGCUUUUGCAGCGAUCGUCUAUUCCUAGUACAAUGGAAUCGAGUUUUCGGCUGGCUCCAGUCUGGUAUUCAGUUUCUCUAUAGAGCAAACUUCUGAAGAAUGAUCUUUCGGGGCGCCGAGCGCAGGCGACUUGAUAUGCACUGGGGGCUGUUUGCACUCUUUGUCAGGAUCACUUCUGAGGAUUUUAUGGCUGUUUGCUUGGCUGGAUCGAUAUGAGGAACAAGAUUGACAUGAAUUCACGACUUGAAAAAUCUCUGUCUGUGUUUAUGACUUACUCUUGCAGCCUAUUUGCAUGCUGUCCCUCUACUUGCCGCAUUGGGAACUUCCCUCCCUGUCCCUGUGCCAAG